Messenger RNA from Morus notabilis, 2641 nucleotides. Its product is annotated as lupeol synthase. The record is from RefSeq and is a predicted model, not a curated record. Gene Ontology annotation, molecular function: beta-amyrin synthase activity. The transcript has 14 exons. Gene Ontology annotation, biological process: triterpenoid biosynthetic process. Gene Ontology annotation, cellular component: lipid droplet. The coding region runs from base 159 to 2435 and encodes 758 amino acids. Lineage: Eukaryota; Viridiplantae; Streptophyta; Magnoliopsida; Rosales; Moraceae.
AACAUCUUAUCUUGUGGAAGGGAUAAAUAAUUAGCUUUAAAAGCCCGAAUACAUCCCAAUUACGUUGACACUGUUAAGCUUUCAAUAUUUCCAAUUAGGCAAGUCCCAACACAAAAUAAUAUUACAUAUAUAGUUUGGUUACAAAAAGCUGAAGAAGAAUGUGGAAGAUUAAGUAUGGAACGGGUGCGGAAGAUCCAUAUUUGUUCAGCACAAACAACUUCUUGGGAAGACAGAUAUUCGAGUUCGAUCCGACCGCAGGAACGCCGGAAGAGCAAGCACAAGUUGAGGAGGCUCGCCUGAAUUUCUACAGAAACCGUCACAAGGUCAAGCCCUGCAGUGACCACAUAUGGCGUCUUCAGAUGUUAAGAGAGAAAAACUUCAAACAAACAAUUCCAAAAGUGAAAAUUGAGGACGGCAUGGAAAUCACAUACGAAGCAGCAGAUGCCUCGAUGAAGAGGUCGAUUAACUUCUGGUCGGCUCUGCAGUCACCACACGGCCAUUGGCCGGCGCAAAAUGCUGGCGUUAUGUUCUACAUUCCUCCCAUGGUGUUUUGCUUGUACAUCUCGGGUACUUUAGACAGUGUGUUAAACGAGCAUCACAAGAGAGAAAUGUUGUGGUACAUGUAUUGUCACCAAAAUGAAGAUGGAGGGUGGGGAUUACACAUCGAGGGUCCGAGCAUGAUGAUGUGCACGGUGCAAAACUACCUCGCCAUGCGCAUUCUCGGAGAAGGCCCCGAUGGUGGCCUUGACAACGCCUGCGCUAGAGCUCGCAAGUGGAUUCUUGACAAUGGCGGUGCAAUGGGCUCCGGCUCUUGGGGAAAGACUUGGAUGGCGAUUCUUGGUGUGUACGACUGGGAUGGAUGCAACCCAAUGCCACCAGAGUUUUGGUUCUACCCCUCAAUAGUACCACUUCAUCCAUCAAAAAUGUACUGCCAUUGUCGAUUGACGUUCAUGCCAAUGUCAUACUUUUAUGGGAGAAAGUUUGUUGGUCCAAUCACACCUCUCAUUGUGCAAUUGAGAGGAGAAAUCUACAAUGAACCUUACAAACAAAUCAAGUGGAGCAAAAUGCGCCAUGUUUGCGCUAAGGUUGAUAACUACUAUCCCCAUGGUAGAGGACAACGUCUCUUGUGGGACAGUGUCUAUUACAUUGGCGAGUCUGUUAUCAAUACUUGGCCCUUUAACAUGAUAAGAGAGAGAGCAAUUCAGAAAGCAAUAGAACAUAUUCAUUACGAGGACGAAAAUAGUCGAUAUAUCACAAUUGGAUGUGUUGAGAAACCCUUGAUGAUGCUUGCUUGCUGGGCGGAAGAUCCUAAUGGAGAAGCUUUCAAGAAGCAUAUUCCAAGGGUUGCAGAUUACUUAUGGGUAGCCGAAGAUGGAAUCACUUUGCAAAGUUAUGGAAGUCAAUUGUGGGACUGUAGUCUCACCGUUCAAGCUCUACUUGCUGGCAACAUAAAUGAGGAAAUCGCGCCCGUACUGAACAAGGCACACCAGUUCCUAAAGUUGACUCAAGUUAGGGAGGAUCUUCCGGACCAUUUAAACCAUUUUCGGCAUAUUUCUAAAGGAGCGUGGACUUUCUCCGACCGUGAUCAUGGAUGGCAAGUUUCUGAUUGUACCGCAGAAGGUCUAAAGUGUUGCCUCUUAUUCCAAAUGUUGCCACCCCAUCUUGUCGGCGAGCCUAUGAUAGCAGAGCACAUGUAUGAUUCUGUUAACGUUAUACUUUCUCUGCAGAAUCCAAAUGGAGGUGUGUCAGGUUGGGAGCCAACCGGAGCACCAAAAUGGUUGGAGUGGCUAAAUCCUGUAGAGUUUUUGGAGGACCUCGUUAUUGAAUAUGAGUAUAUGGAGUGCACAUCCUCCGCAAUCCAAGCGUUGAAUUUGUUUAGGAAGUUACAUCCAGAACAUAGAAGAAAAGAGAUUGAUAAUUUCAUAACCAAUGGUGCUGACUACAUUGAAGACGUACAAAUGCCGGAUGGAUCUUGGUACGGAAAUUGGGGAAUUUGCUUCUUCUACGGCACAUGGUUUGCUAUUACUGGCUUGGAGGCUGCCGAUAGGCACUACUACAACUGUGAGGCUGUCCGUAGAGGCGUUCAAUUCUUGCUCCAAACACAGAGAGACGACGGCGGUUGGGCAGAGAGCUACACUUCUUGUACAAAUAAGGUGUAUACACCUUUUGAAGGAGAUCACUCAAAUUUGGUGCAGACUGCUCUAGCAUUGAUGGGCUUGAUCCAUGGUAGACAGGCUGAGAGAGACCCCACUCCAAUUCACAGAGCUGCAAAACUACUGAUCAACUCUCAAUUGGAAGAUGGCGAUUUCCCCCAACAGGAACUUAUGGGCGUUUAUAUGAGGAACUGUAUGUUGCAUUACGCAGCAUAUCGGAAUAUCUUCCCUCUUUGGGCUCUUGCCGAAUAUCGGAAUUUGGUGCCGUUGCCUUCUAAAUGAAGAAGAAAGUCAGAGCAAGUUUAGUUAUAGUGAAUAUAAUUAAGCAAAAAUAGAGACGUGUCUUUAUUUAUUUUUUCGUUUGGAGUACUUAUUAGGUUUGCCAAGCUUCAUCUAUAUCUAUAUGAAAAAAAUAAAACAGAAAAGAACAAAUAAAAAGCUUCAUCUCUAGCAUCUUUCUUGUAUGAUACAUUAUGGUGAAAAAUUCA